AUGGUGGAGGGCCCGGGCUGCGCGCUCUGCGCCGAGCGCCUGCGGGCGCGCCUGCGCCGGGGGCAGCGCGUGCGGGCCGCGCGGGGCGGCGGCGCGACUGCUGCAAGUAAAGAGAGAAUCUCUGGUCAUGAUUUCCUUGUUGGACAUGUUUACAGGGGUGUGGAGACAUUGGGAAAGGAACUUUUUAUGUAUUUUGAUCAGAAAGCUUUGAGGAUUCACUUUGGUAUGAAUGGUUCCAUGCACAUUAAUCCUGAUGGAAGCAAAGACAGAAAUGGAGCACAACCAGUUUUGGAGAUACAGCUUAUGGAAGAUACUGUUUGUUUUUGGGAUGUGACAGUAGAAUAUAGAAGUGCAGCUGAGUGUGAGCAGAAAGUGAGGAUGAUGGAAAGUUUGGAUGUCUGUUCUCCAAAGUUUAGCUUUUCAAGAGCAGAACAUGAGAUUAAGCAGCAGAGCACCCGUAUGCUGUGUGAUGUGUUACUGGAUCAAGCAGUAUUACCUGGAGUAGGAAAUAUCAUAAAGAAUGAAGCACUGUUUGAUAGUGGUCUUCAUCCAGCUCUUAAGGUUUGCCAGCUGAGAGAUGAGCAUAUACGCCACUUGGUGAAAAUGACACGUGAUUUUACCCUGCUUUUUUAUAAGUGCCGCAAAACGGGGUCUGUGCUAUACCGACACUACAAAGUGUACAAGCGCCCAGCCUGCAGGGAGUGCAGCGGCAGCAUCACCGUGUGUCGUUUGGGAGACCACAACAGGAUGACUUACUUCUGCUCUCGAUGUCAAAAGGCAGAUCCCCAGCUUGUCAAUCUUAGCAAACUGCCAUCUAGAAACAGCCUAAUUGGUUGGGCAUAUGGCAGGGGGUCAUGUUCUAAUGAACAUGUAGCUCGGAAAUCUGAAGAGGAGUGGACAUGUAUGUGCUGCACCCUAAUAAACAAGCCUUCUGCUGAAAUUUGUGAUGCCUGUUUGACUUCAAGACCUGAAGUUCCAAAGAUGGAGAGUUUUGAAGAUUCUGCAGCCUUUAACACAAACUUAAUGAAGUACCCUUGUAAUGAUUUCAGAAAACCAAGCACAGAAAUAAAGAUCAAUAGGAAAACUGCAUUUGGAACUACAACUCUUGUCUUAACAGAUCUUGGUAACAAAACUGUUUUGAGAAAUGAUAUCCAGGUAUCUGGUGGACAUUCUCAGUGUGUUUUUCCAAAAAGCAAUUAUAAACAGAUCCAAAGCAAUGCCUGCCAGUCAGGGGGAAGAAAAGACAAGGACUACUCAAGACCUGUAACUGCCCUGCCUUUGUCCUCCUGUCAGCAGUCUGUCUCUUUCAAACACAUACAGAAGAAACAGAAAACUGAUCAUGUACCUUCAGUUCACCCAUAUAAUACAGCAAUCAGAGCCCUGUUCAGACACAUCCGUUGCCUAGUUAGGAGAAAUGUGAGAAUCUGUGAGGGUUGUCACAGAAAAGUUGGGCAGAUAGUAACAACAGUAAUGGGAGUGCAAGGUAGAUGUCACUUACAGUGCGCACCUCAAAGUAAUGUGACAGAUGAUACUCGGAUGUUGAGCAUGGGACAUCCUCGGUGCAGUAAACACAGCCGUCUCUGCAGCCUCAGAGUUGUGAGAAAGGAUGGAGAAAACAAGGGAAGGCAGUUUUACUGCUGCUCUCUCUCCAGGGAAACUCGGUGUGAAUACUUUCAAUGGGCUGACUUGGAUUUUCCAUUUUGUAACCAUGGCAAGCGAUGUGUUAUGAAGACUGUGUUGAAGAUUGGUCCCAAUAAUGGAAAGAACUUUUUUGUGUGCCCUCUUGGAAAGGAAAAACAGUGUGGCUUCUUCCAAUGGGCAGAAAAUGGGCCAGUACUCAUGAUGACAGUGACAGUAUUAUUUGAUGUGCAAAAAAUCCUUCAUCAUUUAUUAGAGACAGGGACACUGCAGUAUGGAAGAGACCACCUGCAAUGGGGCCUGCCAGAUGACCAUAACUCUCUUCUCUGGUACAAAUGCAAGUCCAGAAAUUUGUUUGGUCAACUAGAACUAUAA
Molecule: messenger RNA, 2013 nt
Organism: Lonchura striata (white-rumped munia)
Lineage: Eukaryota; Metazoa; Chordata; Aves; Passeriformes; Estrildidae
Source: RefSeq, a predicted model, not a curated record